AUGUUUCGUCGUCUGGCUGUCUCAUCGCUGCAGCGCAGCGUUCCAAAUCGAGGCUUCUGUAAUACAUUGAAGCUUCUUAACCUUGAUUACCAAGCCUACAAGACUGCUACUGUACGUGAAGUGGCACCUGAGUGGGCGGGAAAGGCUGUAAUGAAUGGUAAAAUAAUGGAUAUCAGUAUCAAUGACUAUAAGGGCAAAUAUAUUGUUCUUCUCUUUUAUCCUCUGGAUUUCACAUUUGUCUGUCCGACUGAAAUCACAGCCUUUUCAGACGCCUCUGCAGAGUUUGAAAAGAUCAAUACUCAAGUGGUGGCAGUAUCGUGCGACAGCCAUUUCUCACACUUGGCGUGGAUUAACUCCCCUCGGAAAAAGGGAGGUCUUGGUGAGAUGAAUAUCCCUGUGCUUUCAGACUUUACGAAGGAAAUUGCUCGUGACUAUGGUGUUUUGAUUGAGGAACAGGGUGUUGCUCUUCGUGGUCUUUUUAUUAUUGACGAUAAAGGAAUUCUUCGUCAUAUCACCAUAAAUGACCUACCUGUCGGUCGCAGUGUUGAAGAAGUGCUUCGUGUUGUGCAAGCAUUCCAAUAUGCUGACAAAAACGGAGAUGUGAUUCCUUGUAAUUGGAGACCAGGAAAGCCAACAAUGAAGCCUGAGAAAGCGAGUGAGUACUUUGAGAAGAACAUGUAA
Trypanosoma theileri is the source of this 681-nucleotide messenger RNA. RefSeq names its product peroxiredoxin. The record is from RefSeq and is a predicted model, not a curated record. NCBI's taxonomy places the organism in Eukaryota, Euglenozoa, Kinetoplastea, Trypanosomatida, Trypanosomatidae. Gene Ontology annotation, biological process: hydrogen peroxide catabolic process; cell redox homeostasis; cellular response to stress. Gene Ontology annotation, molecular function: thioredoxin peroxidase activity. Gene Ontology annotation, cellular component: cytosol. The transcript has a single exon. Bases 1 to 681 code for a protein of 226 amino acids.